ACAAAAUCGAAUCGCAACAUACACCAAGCACGGGCUUUUGCCUAUAUUAGAAGAUAGAUAAAAAAAUUGGUGAAUUAGCGGGUAUUCGCAGUUUUAUGUGUAUUAUUAAGGGAUUAAUUGGGGAUCUUUUUUGGCGUAUUUAAUUAAUUUUGCAGGAAACGGUCAUGGCUAGUGAAAUUGAAGAAAAUAGAGAAGGGACAACUGGUAAAAAUUUGAUGAAUGGACUUAAUAAGGGUCAACUAUCAUCGGAAUCAAAGAAAAUAAUGAAGAAAAAGGCAAAAAAUUCUUUUAAAAAAGGAAAUGAAAGUGGAAAGCGGAAUGGGCUCGUCAACUUUAUGGAUGAAGACGAAGACCGAAGUAAAGAACAAUUUGAUACUUCUGCAUUUUCAAAAAGCGCUGAUAAGUCUCCCAAGAAAAAAAGCUUGCUUGAACAACGAAAACAGUUACCUAUAUGGGAGGCUAAGGACGCCAUUUGUCAGAAAAUUCAAGAUAAUCGCGUAAUAGUGAUUGUUGGUGAGACUGGUUCAGGUAAAUCCACUCAAAUUCCUCAGUUUCUUAAUGAAUGUGAAUAUGCGAAAGAAGGAUGUGUUGGAAUUACGCAACCCCGUAGGGUAGCUGCUGUAAAUUUGGCGAAACGCGUAGCUCAGGAGCAAAAUACGCGGCUGGGAGACAAGGUUGGUUAUUCUAUUCGAUUUGAUGAUUCAACAAGUCCAAACACGAGAGCCAAGUAUUUAACUGACGGUAUGUUGUUGAGAGAAUUAAUCAACGAUCCUCUUCUUUCGCAAUACCAUACGUUAAUUCUGGAUGAAGCACAUGAGAGAACUCUCAUGACCGACAUGCUACUCGGUUUUGUGAAAAAGAUCAUAAAAAAAAGACCUGCUUUGCGUGUCAUUGUUAUGAGUGCUACGCUGAAUGCGGAAAGGUUUUCUGAAUUUUUUGACGGUGCUGAAAUAUGUUUCAUCAGUGGUCGACAGUAUCCCGUUCAAAUACACUACACAUAUGUUCCAGAGCAAGAUUACAUGGAUGCUUGUUUGCGUACCAUAUUCCAGUUGCACGUAAAGCUACCUCCUGGUGAUAUGCUCGUUUUCCUUACUGGUCAAGAUGAGAUUGAGGCAUUAGAAUCUUUAAUUAAAGAUUAUGCGAAGCAGUUGCCUUCCAAUAAGUUGCAAAUACAAGCUUGUCCGCUGUUCGCUAGUUUACCACAAGAGCAACAAAUGCUGGUUUUCCAGCCUACUUUACCUAAUCACCGCAAAAUCGUUUUGUCUACAAAUAUUGCAGAAACUUCCGUUACCAUUUCUGGAAUUCGAUAUGUGAUCGACACUGGUUUAGCCAAGGUGAAACAAUUCAACGCUCGAUUAGGUUUGGAGAGCUUAACCGUACAGCCCAUUUCUCAGUCAGCAGCGAGACAGCGUAGUGGUCGUGCUGGUCGUGAAGCACCGGGCCAAUGCUAUCGUUUAUAUACAGAAGCGGAUUAUAAUAAGCUUCCCAAAGAGUCUACACCUGAGAUUAAGCGGAUAGAUCUUUCUCAGGCUGUAUUGACACUUAAGGCCCGAGGUCAGAACGAUGUACUUAAUUUUGAUUACAUGGAUCCUCCUUCCAAACAAUCUCUUGUGCGUGCUUUAGAACAUUUAUAUUCCAUUGGCGCAUUAAGUGAUAAUGGGAAGAUCAAUGAAUUGGGGUAUCAAAUGUCUUUGAUUCCUUUAUUACCGUCUCUCGCUAGAGCUAUGCUGAGCGCGAGGGAGCAUAACUGCUUGAAUGAAGUCAUUGACAUCGUUUCUUGUCUUUCAACAGACUCUAUGUUUCUCUUCCCUCAAGAGAAGAGGGAAGAAGCAGCUGAAGCCAAAACGAAGUUUUUGCAUAGUGAAGGAGAUCACCUUACAUGCUUAAAUGCGUUACGUGUAUAUCUUGAAACAAGUUCGGACAUGCGAAAGCACUGGUGUAACCAGAACUUCGUUAACCGCCGUGCAUUAAAAAUUAUAUUAGAUAUUCGUAAACAGCUUCGAGAACAUUGUAUUAAAGCUGGUUGGGAUAUAAAUGAUAAUACCGAGGUCAAUACUGAAAAUAUCCUUCGUUCUUUCCUUUCAGGUUACAUUUCUAGCACUGCUUUGCUUCAUCCCGAUGGUUCCUACAAGACUACUGUGGGCAAUCAGAUUGUGUCUAUACAUCCUUCCUCUUCACUUUUUGGUAAGAAGGCAGAGGCGAUUAUGUACCAUGAAUCGGUUUUUACUACUAAACCAUACGUUCGCGGUGUCAGUAGCAUUCGGUCCACUUGGUUAUCCGCCGUAGCUCCUCAUUACCUUGGCCGACAGCAAGUAUAAUAAAGAGAAAAUAAUAUUCACAAAUUAGUUUAAUUAUUUUGUUUAAUUAUUAUGUUUUCUACUAUUUCAUUCUAUUGUGUAAGAAAAAUUAUCAAUCCGCUUACAACAAUUCAAAUUUAAUCUAUUCGCUUUUCUUAACCUUAUAUUAUUUCGUUCUCAUUUUUUGCACCGCC
Schizosaccharomyces octosporus yFS286 is the source of this 2491-nucleotide messenger RNA. Its product is annotated as ATP-dependent RNA helicase Prh1. Lineage: Eukaryota; Fungi; Ascomycota; Schizosaccharomycetes; Schizosaccharomycetales; Schizosaccharomycetaceae. The record is from RefSeq and is a predicted model, not a curated record. Gene Ontology annotation, cellular component: catalytic step 2 spliceosome; intracellular anatomical structure. The transcript has 3 exons. The coding region runs from base 165 to 2318 and encodes 717 amino acids. Gene Ontology annotation, molecular function: ATP binding; RNA binding; ATP hydrolysis activity.